Messenger RNA from Impatiens glandulifera, 3218 nucleotides. Its product is annotated as condensin complex subunit 3. The coding region runs from base 94 to 3177 and encodes 1027 amino acids. The transcript has 12 exons. The record is from RefSeq and is a predicted model, not a curated record. NCBI's taxonomy places the organism in Eukaryota, Viridiplantae, Streptophyta, Magnoliopsida, Ericales, Balsaminaceae. Gene Ontology annotation, biological process: mitotic chromosome condensation. Gene Ontology annotation, cellular component: condensed chromosome; condensin complex.
CUUCAGCAAUUUGAGAUUUGAUUAAGCUAUUCUGUCUAAAUCCUCGCGAAAAGAGAGAUAGAGAAAGAAUUGAAGCCAAAUUAUACUUCUUUAAUGGCCGACAACAUGGAAGAACAAGCGGAUACGAUUUUAUUGCAGAAGAUUGUGAAGAUAUUCGAAGAAACUAGAGCAUCGCAUGCCACUCACAUCAGGAAGCUCAAAGAUCUAUCGGCCAUUCGAUCAUCUUCACCGAUUCUAUUCACCCCUGCAUUUCUACGAGCCAUAACCCCUCUCCUAGGUUUUCAGCGCAGGACCGCCUCAUCCGAACGUCUCGUUCGAUUUGUCUCCAUUUUCUCGUCUACUCGAGAUGCAAACAAUGCCUCUCUUUGCGAUUCUUUCUUGGAAGCGUUUCUACAUUUUCUCCUCGUUGCGGCUGCGGCUGCAGACAAAACUGUGCGUUUUCGUGGUUGCCAGAUUAUCUCAGAGAUCAUAAUGCGAUUGCCAGAUGAUGCAGAAGUUAGCAAUGAAAUCUGGGAUGAAGUUGUGGAGACCAUGAAUGCUCGUGUUUGUGACAAGUCUCCAAUAGUACGUACAUUUGCAGUGAGAGCUGUUUCUCGAUUUGUAAAUGAUUCUGAGAACAGUGAUAUCCUUGACAUAUUGCUUGAGAACUUACCACCAGAGCAGAAUCCGGUAGUUCGUAAAACAAUAGUAUUAUCCUUGCCCCCUACAAAUGCUACUUCAGCAGCAAUCAUCAGUUGUACCUUAGAUGUAAACGAAUCUGUUCGGAAAGCAGCAUACUGUGUCUUGGCUAGUAAAUUUCCUCUUCAGAGUCUCAGCAUAAAGCUCAGGACCAGUAUUCUCCAGAGAGGGCUUGCUGAUCGAUCUGCAGCAGUAAGAGGAGAAUGUCUAAAAUUACUCAGAGAUGAGUGGCUUGUGAAAUCUUGCAAAGGAGAUCCAAUUGAACUUCUGAAAUAUCUGGAUGUUGAAACCUACGAAACUGUUGGGGACUGUGUAAUGGAUGUACUUCUAAAAGCUAAGUUGAUUAAAGUGCCAGCAGACCAAAGUAUUCGGCAAUUUCUAUCACCUGCUGCUAUUGAAGAAACUGAAGGAUGCUGCAAAUCCCAGCUUAUGGAACCAGAGGUUGCGCUAUAUUGGAGAGCCAUAUGCAAACAUUUUCGUGAGGAAGCACAUCAAAAAGGCUCUGCUGCAGCCACAAAAGUUGGCACAGAAGCAGCAAUAUAUGCAGCAGAAGCUUCUGAUGAUAAUGAUAUCCUGGAGAGGGUUCUUCCUGCAACAGUUUCUGACUACAUAGAAAUUGUUAAAGCUCACCUUGAUGCUGGUCCAAAUCAUCGCUUUGCAUCUCGUCAACUACUAUUGCUUUGUGCAAUGCUCGAUUUUUCCGAUGCAACAAACUGGAAGUUUGCUAGUACAUUUGUGCAGGACUUGCUGCAGCAGCCUCUUGAAUAUUUUACAGACGAAGAUGGUGAAAAGGUUCUUAUAGGUGAUGGGUUCAGUCUUGGUGGGGACAGAAAUUGGGCUGACGCAGUUUCUGCAUUGGCUAAAAAAGUUUAUGCAGCUCCUGGUGAAUUUGAGGAAUUUGUACUCUGUAUUCUUGAGAAGCUUGCACAGCCUUGCAGGGAAAGAACAGCAGAUUUCAUGCAGUGGAUACAUUGCCUGGCGGUUACAGGUUUGCUAUUAGAAAGUUCAAAGUCUUUCCGUUGGAUGCAAGGAAAAGCAAUUGAACCACCUGAGCUGCUGCACUCUUUGUUGCUGCCAGGGGUGAGACAUGCUCAUCUAGAUGUUCAGAGGGUUUCCAUCAGAUCCCUUGGUCUCUACGGCUUGCUACAAAAAAAGCUUAGCGAUGAACUAGUGAAACAGUUACGUCUUUCUUUUGUCAAGGGACCUUCUCCAAUCAGUGCCAUGGCCUGCCAAGCAUUAAUCGAUCUUGCAAUGUGGCAUGGUCCAGAAGAGAUUGACAGAGCUGUGUCACAUGACCUGUCAUCACAAUUCAUUGAUCACAAUAUGGGUUUCUGUCCCAUAGAAUUUGCAGAUUCAAAUGGAAAUCAAGAUGUUGCAUUGCUUGAUCUAUUAUUUUCCGGUUUCAGCAGACCUGAUUGGUGUGAGGGCGAAGAUAUAGAUGAGAAUGAAUCAGUUCUAGCUGUUCUGGGAGAAGGGUUUGCAAAAAUUCUUCUCCUUAGUGAGAGCUACAGAGGCAUGCACACUUCAGCUCAUCCUUUGUUUUUAGCCAAGCUCAUUGGUCUUUAUUUUAGCGACAAAACUAAAGAGUUAUACAGGUUGAGACAGUGCCUUUCUGUCUUCUUUGAGAAUUACCCAUAUGUGUCUGUUUCUCAUAAGAAAUAUUUGUCCAAGGCAUUUAUUCCUGUAAUCCGUUCGAUGUGGCCUGGUAUUGAUGGAAAUGGUGGUCGGUCUCCUACAGUGAUUUCCAAUAUGAGGAAACUAGCUAUUCAAGCAUCACGUUUUAUGCUACAAAUGAUGCAGGUUUCUCUCCUUUCAAGAGAAGGUAAGAUAAUUGAUGGAAACAAUGACAAAGAUUUGCCUAAAACUGAUGAUGGCACAGAAAAUUCUUAUGAUCUUGAGAGUGGGGAGGCGGUUCUUGCACUGCGUAUAGCCUCAGAGGUUGCUAACUUCAGUACGAAGAAGAAGAAUGCUGCUGAGAAAUCAUACUGUGCAGCUCUAUGUAGAAUACUCGUUCAGCUAAGGUUCAAUCCACAAGAAGAAGAAGAAGGGGUAACAAAAAUAAUGCGGUGGCUUUGGAAUCAUGUAGCAUCAGCAGUAUCUACAGAGAAAGAUAUUCUUAAGGAACUGAAACGAAUGGUGGAAAGUCUAGAACCAGCUGAUGAUAAUAAUUUCUCAGCUGAUGAUGCUAAGUCUGUGUUGGAUAAGUUGGGUAUUGAAAUGAAGGUUGAGACAGUUAACAUGGAAAUUCCACCAACUCCAAUUCCUCAACCGAGGAGAACUCGAUAUAGGAGAAAGCCACAAACAGACGACGAGUCCUCAGACGAGGAGGAGUAUGCGAAAGAGCCUGCUUCUGUGGCUCCUAGCAAUGUUGGUGGAAUGAGCAUUCGUUCACAGAGAGCCAGCAAGACGGUUGCUCUAACAAAGUUAACCACAACAGAUGAAGACAACAAUUCAGGAGUCACGUCUGAUGAGGAGGAUUCUGAUGUUUCUGAUGAAUGAACUAACUUAGUGUUUUUGAAUUUAGGAAUUCUAUGUCUUUA